Messenger RNA from Ochotona princeps (American pika), 2673 nucleotides. RefSeq names its product KIAA1958 ortholog. The transcript has 3 exons. Lineage: Eukaryota; Metazoa; Chordata; Mammalia; Lagomorpha; Ochotonidae. The record is from RefSeq and is a predicted model, not a curated record. Bases 171 to 2387 code for a protein of 738 amino acids.
CGCUCCGCUGCCCGCGGGACCCGGGCCUCCGGCCGCUCUCCUCCCGCCCCGUCCAGCGCGCGCGCUGCCCCGGCUCCCGGAGCAUCCCCCCCCCGCCCCCUCCUCAGCGCCCGCGUUCCUAUGGACAGACGCACAGACACCUGCAGGAAAGACACCGCUGAUCCUUUAACAUGGAGGAUUGUCUUCAUACCUCAUCUGAGAAUCUGUCCAAAUUGGUCAGCUGGGCCCACAGCCAUGGGACCAUUUGCAGCCUCAUUCCAAACCUGAAACACCUGCUUUCUGAAGGUUCCCAUGGGAACCUGACGGCAAUGUGGGGCUGUAGUGCUGGCCAUGCUUACCACUGGCCCCUAACAGCUACUUGCAGAGCUGGGUCCCAAGAGAGAGUGUGUUUCCAGGAUAAUAGAAGUUUUAACUCUGAUAGUCCCAGUAUAAUCGGGGUGCCUUCUGAGACACAGACUAGCCCUGUGGAAAGGUACCCUGGGAGACCAGUGAAAGCAAAGCUAGAUUGUAACCGAACCAGAGACUCCUGUGACUUCUCUUACUGCAGUGAGCCUUCUGAACUGGAUGAGGCCGUUGAAGAAUAUGAGGAUGAAAACACCCUCUUUGACAUGGUUUGUGAGUCUUCUGUUACUGAUGAGGACAGUGACUUUGAACCCCAAACCCAAAGGCCUCAAAGCAUUACACGCAAAAGGCCUGGAGUGGUACCGUCUUCCCUCCAUUCAAGCUCCCAAGCACAGAUGAUGGAUGAAUGCAGCAAUGAUGUCAUCAUCAAGAAAAUCAAACAAGAAAUUCCAGAAGACUAUUACAUUGUGGCAAAUGCAGAGCUGACUGGAGGAGUAGAUGGACCAGCUCUGUCAUUGACACAGAUGGCAAAACCCAAGACUCAGGCUCAUGCUGGUCCGUCCUGUGUUGGGACUGCUAAGCUGAUUCCUCAUGUCACGUCUGCCAUCAGCACAGAGCUGGACCCACAUGGUAUGUCUGCAUCCCCCUCUGUGAUCUCCAGACCAAUCGUCCAGAAGACUGCGAGGGUAUCUCUGGCUUCACCAAACAGAGGACCCCCUGGUGCACAUGGCACCAGUCAGCAGGUAGCCAUGCAGAUGCCUGUGAGCACAUCCCAUCCAAACAAGCAGAUCAGCAUCCCUUUAUCUGCCCUGCAACUUCCUGGACAAGAUGAACAAGUUGCUUCGGAAGAGUUCCUGCCCCACCUGCCCAGCCAGGUCUCUUCCUGUGAGGUGGCCCUUUCUCCUUCAGUCAACACAGAGCCAGAAGUGAGCUCCAGUCAACAGCAGUCCCAGGUCGCACCAACCAUAACCACUGAGGCCACAGCACAGUGCAUACCAGACCAGGAUGAAAGAGCAGCGGAGCUCAGCAGGGAGCAGAACGAGAAAACCAUCCGGAGCACGCAGACCGCGCUCCGCAAUUUCCGCGAGUUCCUCAUCUCCAAGUAUCCUUCGGAGACCAGAGAGAUCUAUGUCAUCCCUUGCAAGGAGCUGGAUGCCUAUCUUGCCUCUUUCUUUGUGGACGCCAGGCAGAAGGAUGGGUCUGAGUACGAACCCAACAGCUUGGCCAAUUACCAGUGUGGGCUUGAGCGGUACCUGAAAGAGCACAGAUAUGGCUACAGCAUCACCAGGGACAAGGAAUUCAAGCGGUCCCAGGAGGCACUGAAGCAAAAGCAGAUCGAACUCCGCUGCAAAGGGAAAGGGAAUAAGCCACAUAAGUCCAUGAAGCUCACCUUUGCCGACGAGCUCAUCCUGCGUAAGCGGGGACUGCUCAGCCGGUACAAUCCAGAGGGCCUGCUCAACCUCGUCUGGCUCAACAACACCAAGGCUUUUGGCCACUGCACGGGCUUCCAUGGAUCCACCUUGAAGUGGGGCGAUAUUCGCCUCCGGGUGACAGAAACCGGGCUGGAGUACCUGGAGUGGAUGGGUCAGGACGCCGGAGACCUGAACGCCAAAACCAAAAGAGGGGGCACGGACUCCCGAGUGUACGCCACACAGCACGCCCCGCAGACGUGCCCGGUGCAGGACUAUAAGGAGUACGCUCAGCGGCGGCCCCCUGCCAUGCGGUAUGAGGAUGCCCCUUUCUACCUGUCCAUCAAGCCGGUUGUGAAUUUGGCGGCUCUACACUGGUACAACUGCCAGGCCCUCGGCAAGAAUAAGCUGGCCAAGAUGGUGAAGACCAUGUGUGAGAAGGGCAACAUCCCUGGCCGUAAGACCAACUUCAGCGUGUAUCAGAGCUGCAGCACACUGUCCGAGGCCCAGAGCAACCAGCUGGUGCUCAUCUGUAACAACCUGAGCCAGCAGGCUGCCCAGUCGGUGGCUGGGCGCUCCAACAGCGGCAACUUCGUCCUCUCGGCCUCCUAUGACUCCUCCUCAGACACAGCCUGAUCGGGUGGCUGGAGCAGGACUUUGGUGACUUUGUCCAGAGGAACUGUGACUGUACACCGCUUCUCCUUCCCUUUCCUCUGCGCUCAGUGUUCAUUCACUUUAUAUAGAUAUAACUAUCUAAUAUAUUUUUCUUUUUACAGAUAAGGCAAUGGAGAUAGUUUACUAUUACUGACAUGGUAUUUCUAGACUUCAGACACACCACCGUACUUAUGGGCAACCGUGACGAGGGACUACAGAACCACAGUGGUCCUCAGGCAGCACACAGUGGAGGGGGGAUUCCGUUUAA